AUGGCAGUGAGCAAAGCCCCUGGGCUGCCCCUGCUCCCCACGCUCCUGGUGCUCACUGCAGCUCCCCUGCCUGGGGCCCUGGCCACCGGAGAGGUGUGGCAGUCCCCCGCCUACGCAAUCACCCCAGAGGGGGGCUCCAUCAACAUCACCUGUUCCAGCCGCGGGCCCCUGAUCGGGGUCUUCCUGAAGCAAUAUCGGCCGAAGGAAGACAAUGUGAUGUACUACGGGGAUGAGAGCACCCUCACUGUGGACCCGCGGUUCAAUGGCCGCAUCGUCAUCUCGGGGUCCGAGUGGAACCUGACCAUCACCAUGCACCAACUGCUGCCAAAUGACACUGGUGCCUACGUGUGCGAGGCCACCAUGAAGGGGGAGCAGGUCCAGGGCUCUGGCACCUUGGUGGUGGUAACAGAUGCACAGUCCCAAGCAGCGACCACAUGCCAGGGGGCUCAGCUGACGCACGUCGCCGUCUCUGUGGCCCUGGCUCUCGGCUUCCUCCUCAUCCUGCUGGUGCUGGGGGCCACCUGUGUGCUGAGGAGGACCCAGAUCAAGAAACUGUGCUGGGUAAGAGAUAAGAGCCCCAUGUGUGUCGUGUAUGAAGACAUGUCCUGUACCCGCCGGAACACCAUAUCCACCCCGAACGACUACCAGUGA
This is a messenger RNA of Miniopterus natalensis, 651 nucleotides long. RefSeq names its product CD7 molecule (gene CD7). The record is from RefSeq and is a predicted model, not a curated record. Gene Ontology annotation, cellular component: membrane. Gene Ontology annotation, biological process: adaptive immune response. Gene Ontology annotation, molecular function: signaling receptor activity. NCBI's taxonomy places the organism in Eukaryota, Metazoa, Chordata, Mammalia, Chiroptera, Miniopteridae.